This is a messenger RNA of Benincasa hispida (wax gourd), 1977 nucleotides long. NCBI's taxonomy places the organism in Eukaryota, Viridiplantae, Streptophyta, Magnoliopsida, Cucurbitales, Cucurbitaceae. The record is from RefSeq and is a predicted model, not a curated record.
AAUAAACCCCAAGCCAACGGCUCAACACAACCUCCGUUUCUCUCUCUAACAGAUCACAUCAUAUUCAAUAAUAUCGUAUCGCAUCGCAUCGCAUCCAAAGCCUCCCCCAGUCGAGUAGUCUCUCCCCAUCCCCUCCUCUCUUUCACUCGAACCCUCAACUGGAUUCGCAUCCUCUCUCCCCCCCAGCUUCCAUCAGAUCAGAAAUCUGAUUGAUUCUCUUCACCAUGGCCAAAGACCGAGAAAGGAGGAUGUAUGUGGGAGUCAUUUUUAACUAUGCUGCAGAGCUCAAGCUCUUCCUUUCUGCUCUCCUCCUCCUCUGUGCUCUCGCUACUCUCCUUCAGUUUCUUCCUUCUCGUUUCACCCUCUCCAUCUCCGAUCUCCGUUCCUGCUCCGCCACCCAAGAUUCCCUCCCGCGUCCUCUCCCCACACUCCAUUCUUCCAUUCCCCCUCCCACACCCACCCUUUCCCCUCCCCCUCCCCACAGAUCACCUUCUUCCAAUGGGGUUCUCAGGCGCGCUUUUCACCCUUACGGUGCCGCCGCUUAUAACUUCAUCACCAUGGGUGCUUACAGAGGCGGCCUCCACAACUUUGCCAUUGUCGGUUUAGCCUCCAAGCCUCUUCACGUCUUUGGACAUCCGACCUACCAAUGCCAGUGGAUUCCUCGCCUCCACCCCUCCAAUCCCAUCAACGCUUCCGCCUACAAGAUCCUUCCCGAUUGGGGCUAUGGUCGUGUAUACACCGUCGUCGUCGUCAAUUGCACUUUCUCUCAACCUGUUAAUGCUGACAACCAGGGUGGAAAAUUGCUCCUCUAUGCCUCUACUUCCGGCGGCGGCGACCGCAACGUCAACCUCACCGACACCAUUGAGGUGCUAACAGAAAGUCCCGGAGGAAUGAACGCUUCCCUUUUCACAUCGAGGCCCAAAUACGACUACCUGUACUGUGGGUCGUCCCUGUACGGGAAUCUGAGCCCCCAGAGGGUGAGAGAGUGGCUGGCGUACCAUAUCAGGCUGUUCGGGGUCAGAUCCCACUUCGUAAUACACGAUGCGGGUGGGGUUCACGAGGAGGUGCUCCAAGUUUUGAAGCCAUGGAUGGAGUUGGGUUAUGUAACAUUGCAGGACAUCAGGGAGGAGGAGAGGUUCGAUGGAUACUAUCACAACCAAUUCAUGGUGGUGAAUGACUGUUUGCAUCGCUACAAGUUUAUGGCUAAGUGGAUGUUCUUCUUCGACAUUGACGAGUUCAUCUACGUGCCGCCGAAGAGCACCAUAAAAUCGGUUCUGGAUUCGCUUUCAGACUACUCCCAGUUUACAAUAGAGCAGAUGCCCAUGAACAGCAAGACGUGUCUGAGCGAAGAUGCGGGGAGAACGUACAGGAAGUGGGGGUUUGAGAAGUUGGUAUACAAAGAUGUGAAGAGGGGAAUAAGGAGGGACCGGAAGUACGCAGUGCAGCCGCGGAGAGUGUAUGCGACGGGGGUUCACAUGUCGGAGAAUGUAGAUGGGAAGACCACACACAAGACGGAGGGCAUCAUCAAAUACUUCCACUACCAUGGUACCAUUGCCCAGCGAAGGGAGCCCUGCCGCACCCUUUCCAAUCUAACCCAGUUCACUGUCGACGACACCCCCUUUCUCUUGGACACCACCAUGCGCCUCGUCGCUCCUGCCGUCAAGAGGUUCGAGCUCAAAAUGAUCGGUAACAGGUUACAGUCCACGCGCCAAUAAUCAACCACAACCGUUCAUUUUCAUUCUCAUUUCUCCUAUUCUCCGCUUUCCUUUCUUUCAUUAUAAUUAUAAAAUACACUACAUAUAUUUUGGGGGCAAGGGCACGCCCAGCACUGGUAGAAGAGGGAGGGAUUGGGUUUUUUUUUGUUUUUUUUUAAUUUGUUAGCCACUUGUUGUAAUUAUUUUAUUUACUCUCUUUUUUUUUUGUGCUUAUAUUAUUACAUUUUUACAUCACAAAUAAAAACACACAAUUUAUGACCCU